This is a messenger RNA of Pangasianodon hypophthalmus (striped catfish), 3160 nucleotides long. RefSeq names its product cartilage oligomeric matrix protein (gene comp). The transcript has 19 exons. Lineage: Eukaryota; Metazoa; Chordata; Actinopteri; Siluriformes; Pangasiidae. Gene Ontology annotation, molecular function: calcium ion binding. Gene Ontology annotation, biological process: cell adhesion. The record is from RefSeq and is a predicted model, not a curated record. The coding region runs from base 120 to 2390 and encodes 756 amino acids. Gene Ontology annotation, cellular component: extracellular region.
CCUGGCUUCAGUGAUGUCAGAGGCCCAGAGAAGUAUAAAAGCAGAGGAGGGGACUGGAAGCAAGUCACAAGCAGGCAAACACCCACACAGCCCGAACCUGCUAGAGGAGAAGACCAAAGAUGUUAAUGUCUUUAUUUCUUAUUCUGUUAUUAUCUGGAUUUUGUAAUAUAGGAAGAUGUGUAGUGUCCAGUCAAGGAGUAUCAAAAGAUGAAGAAAUAAUAAACCAGAUUAAGGGCACAAACCAGGCCCUGGCUGAAAUUAAGGAACUGCUUAAGCAACAGAUAGAGGAAAUUGUGUUUCUGAAGAACACUGUUAUGGAGUGUGAAGCCUGUGGCAUGAGCACAGGUGGUACAGAUCGAAAACCAUCCUGUGAUCCCAAUCCCUGCCACCCAGGAGUGACUUGUACUGAGACGGGUAAUGGUAUCAGAUGUGGGUCAUGUCCUCAAGGCAUGGAGGGCAACGGCACCCAUUGCACAGACAUCGAUGAGUGCACUGUGAAACCAUGCCAUAUGGGUGUGAGAUGCAUCAACACAUCUCCUGGUUUCCGCUGUGGUCAAUGUCCUGCUGGUUAUGCAGGUCCCCAGGUGCAAGGAGUCGGACUUGACUACGCCAUCGCCAACAAACAGGUUUGCAGAGACAUAAAUGAAUGUGAAAUCUCAAAUGGAGGCUGUGUGGAGAAUUCCAUCUGUUUGAACACAGCGGGGUCUUUCCGGUGUAGUCGCUGCAAGCCAGGCUUCAUAGGAGACCAGACACAGGGCUGUAAGCCUGAGAGGGCAUGUGGGAAUGGGCAGGCCAACCCUUGCCAUGCGAGUGCUGAGUGUAUCGCCCAUCGGGAUGGCAAUAUUGAGUGUGUUUGUGGAGUUGGCAUGGCUGGCAAUGGAUACUUAUGUGGAACUGACACAGAUAUUGAUGGCUUCCCUGAUGAACAAUUGCAGUGCUCUGACAGAAACUGUGCUAAGGACAACUGUCUCACAGUACCCAACUCUGGCCAAGAAGAUGCUGAUAAGGACGGCAUUGGAGAUGCAUGUGAUGAUGAUGCAGAUGGAGAUGGGAUCCUGAACACAGAGGACAACUGUGUGCUUGUGCCAAAUGUAAACCAGAUGAACACUGACCAAGAUGAUUAUGGAGAUGCUUGCGAUAACUGUCGCUUAAUUAAAAACAAUGACCAAAAGGACACUGACAGCGAUGGCAGUGGUGAUGAAUGUGAUGAUGACAUUGAUGGUGAUGGUAUUAAAAAUGACAAGGACAACUGUGUGAAGGUUCCCAAUGCUGACCAGAUUGAUCGAGACGGUGAUAAUGUUGGUGAUGCUUGCGACAGCUGUCCUUAUAUUAGCAAUCCUGACCAGAUGGAUGUCGAUAAUGAUUUGAUUGGUGAUCCUUGUGACACCAACAAAGACAGUGAUGGAGAUGGUCAUCAGGACUCACGAGACAACUGUCCUGCAGUCAUAAACAGUUCUCAGUUGGACACGGACAAAGAUGGCAAAGGGGACGAGUGUGAUGAUGAUGAUGACAAUGAUGGCAUUCCUGACCUCCUUCCUCCGGGACCAGAUAACUGCAGGCUCAUCCCCAACCCGCUACAGGAAGAUUGGGAUGGGGACGGAAUUGGAAACGUCUGUGAAAAGGACUUUGACAAUGACACAAUCAUAGACACAAUCGAUGUGUGCCCUGAGAAUGCAGAGGUCACCCUUACUGACUUCCGAGCCUACCAGACUGUGGUGCUGGACCCAGAAGGAGAUGCACAAAUAGAUCCAAACUGGGUGGUGCUUAAUCAGGGAAGAGAGAUCAUUCAAACCAUGAACAGUGAUCCUGGACUAGCUGUUGGUUACACAGCAUUCAAUGGAGUGGACUUUGAAGGGACGUUUCAUGUAAAUACAGUAACAGAUGAUGACUAUGCUGGGUUUAUCUUCGGCUAUCAGGACAGCUCCAGUUUUUAUGUAGUCAUGUGGAAGCAGGUGGAGCAGAUCUACUGGCAGGCGAAUCCUUUCCGAGCUGUGGCUGAACCAGGAAUCCAACUCAAGGCUGUGAAAUCCAACACAGGGCCAGGAGAGAAUCUGCGAAACUCGCUGUGGCACACAGGUGAUACUGCCAACCAGGUGAAGCUGCUGUGGAAAGAUCCAAGAAAUGUGGGCUGGAAGGACAAGACUUCUUAUCGUUGGUUCCUGCAGCACAGACCCCAUGAUGGGUACAUCAGGGUUCGGUUCUACGAAGGCCCGAAGAUGGUUGCAGACACAGGAAUUAUCAUUGACACGACCAUGAGAGGAGGCAGACUUGGAGUGUUCUGCUUCUCACAGGAGAACAUCAUCUGGGCCAACCUGCGCUACCGAUGCAAUGAUACCAUUCCGGAGGACUUUGACACAUACAGAGCCCAACAAAUCCAGCUUCAGAUUUAGCCUCAGUCAUUGUCUCAAGACAAAAGUCAUUUGGUCCAUGCCUUCACAAUGACCAGUGGUUCCCCUAGACCAGUGCUUUUUGUAAAAUGGGAUUUGGAGACCCACCAGGGUCAGUGAAGGAUUGCCAGGAGGUCCCUGAUUUUUUUUAUUUUAUUUUUUAUUUUAGUUACAGCAGUGGAAAUCACAACCUACCAUAAGGUUAUUAUUUUUAAUGUUAUGUUCUUAUACUUAUUAAAGUGUUCGACUGGUAACUUGAUUUGAAUGGGUUUAAUCCGAACCUCAAUAAUUCAAAAACAGGUAGGCCUACAAAUAAUGUCAAAUAAUGUCCUAAUGUGUCCAGUCAGUGGAAAGUUCAGGAAUAGAAGCUCUAUUAGUCAUAUAAAUAGACAAAAUACAGUAUUAUUGUGGACAUGUAAAUAAUGCUCAUGAAAUAAAUCUGUGUUGAGGGAGUCCAUGGAAUUUAAUUUACAGUAAAAGGGAACUGUUUGGGAAAAGUUUGAGAACCCAUACCAUAGACCACUCUAUCAAACUGCAAAUAUGCUACUAAGAAUACCGAAUAAAACUGAAUACUGUAUAAAACAGAGCUUUAUGCCUAUACUGUCAUAAUUUGCAGUCAUGCAUUUCCUUUACCCCUCGAUACCUAAUCAUCACGAAGAGGUUCAACAGCUACUCCUUUUAAGCAGAAUGUGAAGUGUAUCAUUACUGUACCAGCGGAACUACACUGUGGUGGUAAUACAAGAAUGGAAAUAAACAUUUAAAUUUGCUACUGA